Molecule: messenger RNA, 6039 nt
Organism: Penicillium nucicola
Lineage: Eukaryota; Fungi; Ascomycota; Eurotiomycetes; Eurotiales; Aspergillaceae
Product: putative ubiquitin-specific protease UBP12
Exons: 7
Coding region: 1-6039 (2012 amino acids)
Biological process (GO): protein deubiquitination
Molecular function (GO): cysteine-type deubiquitinase activity
Source: RefSeq, a predicted model, not a curated record
AUGGAUGCUCACAGUUCUAGCAGAUCGCCUUCGGUCGAUCCAGAGCCCCGGAGAAUACCCGUUGCGUUUCUAUCUUGGCCCAUUCCUUUCCGCCGGAGUAUUCCGAGAGAAAUGGCUUAUUCAGAGGCGAGACUGCGCCAAGUUGAACUCCUCUUCAAUGGGGGAGUCAGUCGUUUUAGCGUUCUUCCUGUCCAAUAUAACCUCCGUGAGCGUGGAACAAAGCGCCCCGAAAUUCUCGCAUCCUGGCUGGAUGACUCCAACGAUGAAGACUAUAACCCAGACAAGCAUCGAGACCGAAAGAAACGGAAAGGUCCUGUGUCUCGGUCCGGGGGCACAAGUUCUCCAAUGGUCAGGAAGUCCCAGAGUUUGACUUUCUUGUCGCAUACAGAUGAGUUCAAUGACCUAGGAAGCCCGUUGGACCCCUCUAGCUAUCACAGCGAACCUGAACAGGACCCCGAUAUUUGGGACCAUCGUUGGACCGUCGAUCCUACAACAUCUCCCAAUUCCCGUUACCAACUGCGUCCCCGUACCCAAGCUCAGUCAGAAAGCCCUACAAAGACCAAAGCCGAGCGACGGAUUGUAGCCGGCGCUGCCAUCUCUAAAUUUGCCUCUUCUUCGGUGGCCCAAAAUACCAACGAGCCUCUUCGAGGAUGCAAGGCGUGUAGUGAAAUCAACCAGAACUGCUCUCUCGCAACGGAUCCUGAUCCAUUUGCAUACCCGUGCACCGAAUGUGAAGAAGAUGGUUUUGACUGCAUGGUGAUUCCUGAGCCCAGGUGGAAGCGAUCAUGCGAAAAGUGUCGCAGCCGACAUGGACCGCCAUGCUCCUACCGGUUUGCCGAUUAUGACCAUGGGGUGGCUUGCCACUCAUGCCUUAACCACGGAUAUCCUUGUGUCGCUGGGCCGGCCAAGUACGUACCCACUACUCGGAUGUUUGAGGCCUUCGAAGAUAGUGAUGUGGACAAUCCAAGCACCCAAGAUGCCGACGAUAGCGACGAUGACGAUGAUUCACUCGGGGAAGCUGCACUCGAGAACACCAAGUCCUCCAAACCUCACGAGCUGAGUGCCUUCCAAUCAACCACCAUCUCGGACAUAUCUUAUAGAAACAAUGACACCUUCAAUGACGACGACGAGGAAUUGGCCAAUACCAUUAGCCGAGAAGAAAAUCUAGCCCCCAGACCGAACAGCUAUGAUGAGGCCGACGAGCAUCCUGCAACAUUCGGACGAGUCCGUCGAAUUCAAACGGAGUUUGCACACCCUCUUCACUUCCCCAAUGAUCGGGAUACGCCUAACGUGGGCCCAGAUUGCCAUUGGUGCCACAACUUUGCGUACGGAAUCGUUGGUCUCGGCAUUCGCAACCCAGAAGUUAUUGAUUUUGGCACCAAGAUGAUUGAAAUAGCAGAUGGACACACCGGGGAAGGCAAAGAAGAGACCCGUAUGUGUAUGCAGUGUGCUGUUGGCAGAAUAAAGAUCAUUCAAUGCACACAUGGCAUCAUACAUCAUUUGCCCGCAGCAGAUGCAGAGCAGAAUGCCUUGGAGGACAUCACAGAGUGGGAAAAUUUUGUUCAAGCGUGUGAUGCUAUCGUGGACCCUCAGACGAAUGCCUCUGGCCCAGCUUUUUCGACCAAUCGUCAAUGGUGUACCUUGUGCCGUACGCUCGCUGUCUGGGCUUGCGAAACACCUCAGUCACGCCGUAAAGUCUCCCCAGAGCCUCGCACCAGUCCAGGCCCCCGGGCUCGACGUCACGGCCGCUCCGAACCUCCUUCCCGCUCUCGCCACCCUGCAUCUUCAAGCCGGAGCAGCUCGUCACCUUCUCCGCCCAGAUACGUGCCUGCUCAUCUGCAGUUUCAGUCUGAGGCCGUGACUGGUGGCCGUUCGCCUACACCCGCCACCGCGACCGCCGGACUCUCCCUCUCAAGCGAGCACUCCGACAUGCCCUCCGACACUCGAGAGGAAACUCCUCUGAACACCGAUGGCCGCUCUCCUUCUCCCGGCGAGAAGCGCCCGGCAUCUGAAAUCACUGACUCCGACCCGGAAGGAGGCGUGAGCACGAAUCUGAGCAGUAAUGCGCGUACCUCUGGGGAUCAGGCUGGCGCAGGCGAUAAAUCUGCGGCUUCCACCGCUUCGCAUCCGGAUACCGAUGCGUCUCCUGCGAAUCAGCAGUCUGGAUCGCAAUCAUUGGAAUCAGACAAGCCGACGAUCGAUGAGCAAGUGGCGGAAGUGAAUGCGUUGAGGAACCAGCCACUGAAGAAUGGUCAGAAGGGCUAUGUGGUUUCCAUGGGAUGGCUAAAGAAGGUGCUGGCUAGAACUACCGCCUUCGCAGAUCAGGUGGACAAGGAUUCCCAGGAAGCUGAGCUUGGUCCUAUCGACAACAUGGACAUUGUGCUCGAUACCGACCCCGCCACUCCCAGCUUCAAGGACGAAUCGGACGAAACAUUUGUGCCGAUGCGCCCUGGAUUGCAAGCCGAUCAGGAUUUCGUGGUGGUUCCCCAGCAAGCUUGGGACUUGAUGCGUGGCUGGUAUGGCGUUGUCGACCAGUCACCUAUCAUUGUUCGAUACGCCCACAGCACGAAUUCACCCGGCGAAGACGAGACGAUUGAAUACGAGACCAACCCUCCAAUCUUCACAAUCUUUAAAUUGACUAACCCUUCUGCGGGAACUACGCCAGCAACUCUGAAAGAAAAGGAUCUGCCAUCCGUUAAGAUCUUGGCCAGUCGUCAGUCGAAUUAUCGGAAAUGGCUAACGGACGCAAAAGAACAAGCUGGAAUCGAGAUGUCUACCAAAGUCCGAGUGUGGAAGAUCCUUCGUUUCCCUCAGAGCACGAAUGGUUCAACCGCUACGACCCCCGCCGUUUCCCGUAGUACUUCACCCGCUCCGGCCUUUGCACUUGUUCCCAGCAAGACUGAUAAGCUUCUCAUGGAUCUGAACGUCUUCCUUGGUCUUUCGGAGGGAAGUCAGCGAGAAUUGCUUGAACAGGCCAAAGAUCAGACCAACAACAUGAACUACAAUGGUCGCAUGAAUCUGGUUGUGGCCGGUCUCGGAAAUGCAGAUUGUCUUGUCCUGGAGGAGCAAAUUAGUGGAACGAGGGGUGGUGAAUGGGUGUCAGAGGCAUCCGCAAAGACCCUGAAGAAUCUGGGAAUUCCAGUGAACCAACCAAAGACGCUCACCAUCAAGAUUGCCGAGAACAGUCCACCGGCUAGUACGGCCAGUGGUAGAUCUACUCCCGCUGGGCGGACUCCCAUCAAAGGAUUCAAUGCUCGAGGCCGCAAGGGCCGAUCAAACAGAGUUCUGGGGCUGGAGAAUCUUGGCAAUACCUGUUACCAAAAUUCAGCAUUGCAAUGUCUGCGAGCCGUGGAGGAGUUGACAUACUAUUAUCUCAGUGGUGCAUACAAAGGCGAGUUGAACCUUGGAAACCCUCUCGGUUACAAGGGCGCAAUCGCCAAAGGAUGGGCUACAUUGCUUGAUCAGUUGUACAAUUCAGAGGGAGAGAGAUUCGCCAACCCCAAACGCUUCCGUCAUACAAUCGGUCGUUUCUACGAACCUUUUGCUGGCUGGGAACAACAGGACAGUCAAGAGUUUGUCAUGUUCAUUCUUGAUGCUCUCUCAGAGGACACGAACCGCAUUGCAAAGAAGCCAUACACGGAGAUUCCUGAUUCUACCGAUGAGAUGGUUCACAAUCGCAAGGCACUGGAAGAGUUUGCGCUGAGAUCGUGGGACAUUUACAAAUCUCGUAAUGACUCAAUCAUCACCGAUCUGUUUGCUGGCAUGUACAAGUCAUCUGUGUGUUGCCCAGAUUGUCAGAAGACGAGUAUCAUUUUUGAUCCUUUCAGCACUCUCACACUCCCAAUUCCUGGUCCUCCGGCCGUCAUCACCAGGAAGGUGACUUUCAUUCCUCUUGACAGCCAUCCUGUUUGCUUGAGCGUUCAGCUGGAAGCUUCUCUCAGUUUGAGAGGCUGGAAGGAAUAUGUUGGCAAAUGGAUGGGUGUCGAUCCAGGUCAGAUUGUUGCGGGAGAAGCUCACCACGGCUCCUUCUGGCAAUUGUUCCUUGAAGAUGAAGUUUCUUUCGGCUCCCUUCGCACCAAGAUUGACGACCAGAUCCUGUUCGCCGACGUCGGUCCUAUCGAUGAAGAAGGUAUUCUCCUCCCUAUCUUCCAUCGCAAGAACACUUCCCGCAAUGCCAAAAACAACUUCCGCGAUCUGUUUGGUCUUCCAUCUUUUAUUCACCUGUCCCAGGCGGAGUCUCAUAAUCUUGAAGCAAUCUACCGCAAAAUUCUUCGCUCUGCUGCUAACAUGACUACUCGUGACAUUUUGAACGAGGAUGAGGCCAGCAAGGAAGAUCAAGUCACAGAUGACUCGGACACAGUUGUUACCACAGAAGAUGACGCUCACUCGGCCGACUCCAAGAUCAAAACCUCAUCUGUGGAAGGCGAAGACAGUCUCGUGGACAUUUCCAUGCAAGACGCUCAGACCCCAAAGAGUGGCAAUGAUACGGAAGACUCCGCUUCAGACUCCGACUCUACGGAUCUGCCUGAGCAUCCCCUGGCAGGCAAAAUCUCCCGAGAGCUGCUCAGUCUGUUCGAGACUAAGAUUCUGAUCACCAAGUCUCCUCUGCCCGAUGGACGCAAUCUAGGCCAAAUCAGAAACAAAGAAUUGCCUCUGAUUUUCUCUCGUAUUCCAACUACCGAGGGUUUGAAGAAGGGCUCUGAUUCUGCGUCCCAUGUUUCCGCUGAAGACAACAUUGAUGAUUACAGUGAUACCGAUGGAUCGGAUGCGGAGACCGCAAAGGAGGAAUCUAUUCUUCGCCAAGGCGAUGGCAUCGUGCUGGAUUGGACAAACGAAGGCUUCAAUGCCCUCUUCGGCGGCAACCAGCGUGACAAUGAGGUUCGAGGCCAGCCUUCAUACAACAACCUCAAGGUUCUCACGGAUUCUGAGGCCAUCGCCAAGCGUCAGCAGCAGGUAAAGGCCAAGGCCGCCGGUGUUACUCUCGAUCAAUGCCUGGAUGAAUUCAGCAAAGAAGAAAUCCUUUCCAAGGGAGAUGCUUGGUACUGCCCUCGUUGCAAGAAACAUCUCAAGCGCUUUACCCAGGCUCGUAGCUUCCGAAGUAAGCUUGACACCUUGGUUAAAUUCCCCCUUGAGAAUCUGGACUUGAACGGGCGAGUGGAAGGUCCUGCGGAUGGCAAGAGCCUGGAGUAUGAUCUUUUCGCGAUUGACAACCACCUCGGUGGGCUGGGUGGUGGCCAUUACACGGCAUACAUCAAGGAUUUCCUGAGUGGCGAAUGGAACCAUUGCAAUGAUACCCACGUUCGCCCUGUCACACAACUUUCCUCUAUGAUUUCCUCCAACGCCUACCUCUUAUUCUACCGUCGUCGUUCCGCUCGCCCAUUGGGAAAUGAGGAACUGCAGGAAUUGGUCGAGUCUUAUAAGUCCCCUUCGGCUGAUGCUGGUGAUUCUUCUGAUUCCCAGUCACCGUCGGGGGACGGCCUGGGCGCCUCCUCUCGCAAUGGCUCUUCGAGCGUCUUGGCCGCAGCCGGAGUAACUCCCCAAGCAGGAAAUGGUGGUCUGCGCGCCAGCAAUGUGGGGACGGAAGAGAAUGAUGAUGACGAAUACUCUACAGACGAUGACAGUGACACUGGCUUCGAAAAUGGCGAAUCCGAAGGUAUGACUCUCACCAACAACGAAGAUGAGUCCGAUCACGAGGACGAGGGAGUCCCGCCCCAGGACCCAUUCAGCAUCUUCAAGGAGCCUUCCUGGUCCUUCGAUCAAUUGACCGAAGCUCACGACAUGCCACAGAUGACUCCACUUAAUGCCUCUCAUGAAGAUGAUGGGCUUUUCAAUGACAACGACAGCACCGUUGCAGUCGGCGACGAAAUGGACGUGGACACUCGCCUCCACGACCUUGAAGAUUCCAUUUCCGCGGGUCCCACACCCAAGACCGGUGCCUCUUUUGAGGAUGUUUCCAACCUGAUGGAAGAUGAGUCCUCCGACGAACUUCCCGUUGUGGAGUUGCGUGUGGGCGAUGAGGACAAGAUGAUUUCGGAAUAA